Effrenium voratum is the source of this 1289-nucleotide messenger RNA. The record is from the annotation of a GenBank genome assembly. NCBI's taxonomy places the organism in Eukaryota, Dinophyceae, Suessiales, Symbiodiniaceae.
CAGGCAUGCAUGUGUAGCAGUAGCUUCCAACUUCCAGCUAAGCUGGCAGUGGCCAAAGUUGCACGGUGCUUUGCAUGUGACCGCAUCUUGAUCCUUCAAAGCUAUGGACAAGGAUCGGGAUGGCUUGAAAAGCUUUGCCGACCUGACAAAUGUCAAGCCUGGGCGGAAAGAAUGUGAGGGCAAUGAGGGCAAGGGCACUGCAAGAGCCUGGAUGUCCCCAAAGUUCCUGCAGGUGGGCCCAGCCCAAAAAAAAGAUGGCAAGGCGCACUUCGCGGAACACGUCUACUCCGACAUGCGCGCCUUCGCAGCCUUGCUGGCAAAAAGAUUUGGCACCCUUGAAGAGGCGUACCACCACUUCGAUGGCAAUAGGAACAACCAGCUGGGAAUGACAGAGUUCGUCUCUGGAGCCAAAGCUUUGCGCUUCAUGGGCAAUGCCAGAGCUGUCUUCAAGGAGCUGGACAGGAACAACAAUGGUCACAUCUCCAUCCAGGAGUUCAAAGUGCUUCUGGUUUUGAAUGUCACCGAGGAUGAAGCUGUGGCAUCAAAGACAAAGCGCGAUCAGGUUGUCGAAAGGAAGCAGCGCUCUCCAAUUCAGCCGCCAGGCAGGCAUGAGCGAAGUGUUUGCCUUGCUUCUACACAUCUACAGCUUCCAGAGGCAGAGCAUAUAUCGUCCUCUGCUGGCUUCUACUCAUUUCCGCGGCUUUGCACGGGCCGUUCAGACCUUUUGCGGCAUCCUGAUGAAAUUCCUGGCUUUGACGCCGAGAUGUUUUCUAAAGAGCACGGGCCCGGCUUCUGCGCCAAAGGCCCUGAACAUUUCCCAGAGGUCAUGCCGGAUGGACAUCCAGUGCGUGGCAACAGGUUCAAGGUUGGAAGCGCUGUAUUGCGAUCAGAACGUUUUGGACCUGCUAUCCCUUCAGUGGAGGGGCGAAAGGACCUUGAGCACAGUGCGUGCAACUUCGCCACCUACGAAGGCAGGAUGCCACGCGUGAACUGGAGGAUAGAUGGGACGGGAGCGCAGGUGUUCCUGUCCAAACGGGAGCGCAUGGGGCUGAAAUCAGGCCUGUCUAGCUUUGGCAUCAAGCCAAAGUCUGUCGGCACACAUUCAAGAUCCACGCUGCGAUGGAAGUCACAGAGCGAGGCCUCGUUGAAGUAGGAGGACGCUUGAGAUUAAUCUAGUCACUUCACUUAGGGAAUGUUGGGUGCCAGAAUGGCAUGCUCGCACUCCAUUUGCGCAGUCUGGCGUGUUUCGCCACUAUGACUGCUUGCGCUUGCUGAAGCGUGCAUUGACC